AUGGGGGCGCAUUGGCGCUCCAAGAGCCUGUGCUUCGGCGUGGACCAGCCCCCAGACUCCUACCGCCCACUGGACUUGGACGUCGAGUCCGACGAGGACUCCGACUCCGACGAGGAGGAAGAAGAUGCCUCCUCAGAGCCCGAGGACAUCGGGGAGCUUCUUGGUGACGCCCGUGGGUAA
Effrenium voratum is the source of this 180-nucleotide messenger RNA. NCBI's taxonomy places the organism in Eukaryota, Dinophyceae, Suessiales, Symbiodiniaceae. The record is from the annotation of a GenBank genome assembly.